AUGGAAGAGAACCUGAAGAGCCAGGCAUCUGAAGUAAGGGAAGCUCUGAGUAGCAGGAUCAGUAAGAUACUUGGGAAUUCAUCUGAAAUGGGGGUCCUGAAAGGUGGGCAAGUGGUAACUAAGCUGUUGCAUAAAGCUAGAAUGAGAAUAUCAGUGCACCUCCAGAUUUGCUUGGCAAUGCCAGAUGACACAACAUUUACCAAUACAUCAAUUUCAGAAUAUGAAAUUGAUUGGGCCACACUAACUAUUGCCCAUACAAUGGUCAAUCCCAUUGUCACCACCGAAUGGGGAUGGGUCAGCAACCUCCGAACUGGAAAGGCUCAAGAAGUACUUCUCUGA
Suillus paluster is the source of this 339-nucleotide messenger RNA. RefSeq lists its product as uncharacterized. The record is from RefSeq and is a predicted model, not a curated record. Bases 1 to 339 code for a protein of 112 amino acids. The transcript is spliced from 3 exons. NCBI's taxonomy places the organism in Eukaryota, Fungi, Basidiomycota, Agaricomycetes, Boletales, Suillaceae.